Molecule: messenger RNA, 1323 nt
Organism: Botrytis deweyae
Lineage: Eukaryota; Fungi; Ascomycota; Leotiomycetes; Helotiales; Sclerotiniaceae
Exons: 2
Coding region: 1-1323 (440 amino acids)
Source: RefSeq, a predicted model, not a curated record
AUGACCCACAAGGUUGUAGAUGGAGUCGACUUUGGUUACCUUGGCCCCGAUUAUAUGCGUUUUCAAUUGCAAAAUCAAGGUUUCCCCGUUGAUCAAAACAUGUUCUCUCAUGAUCAUAUGGCAGAUGGUGGCUCCCAUGAUGACAAUAUGAUUUCUCAAAAUUCAAUGCAUGAUGGAGGCUCCCCCAUCGACGGCGAUAUGCUCCACCACAAUCAAAUGCACGAUAGUGGCUCCCACGAUGACGGCUCCCACGAUGACAGCAACACGGUUUCUCAAAAUCAAAUGAACAAUAGAGAGUAUGCGAUCGACGACGAUUUCGAGAUGGCUGACGCACCAACUAUGGAUGGUACCGUCCCUGCCGAUGGCACAUUUUCUUCACACGAAGAAAACAACGCAUAUACAGCUGACAACGACAUCGAAAUGUCAGAUGAAGAUAUGAUGGAUGAUGUCAUCUCUGCCGAUAACGCUAUUUCUCCUCAAGGAGAAGAUGGAGAGAACAAAGUCGACGAUGAUGCCGAUGACAAUGCGAUCAAUGCUGCUCCUGUUCCCAAUGGUCACAGCACUCAGUAUCGCAUUAUGUUUUCAGAUUUCAACCCUCCUCCCGCUGUCCCAAUCGAUCCAAGCCAAAGAAGUCCAUUCCAUGCCGCUCCUCUCGAGAUCAAACAUAUGAUCUACGAGUUCUUUUUACCGGGACCAAGAACGGUCAAUUUUGAUUUAAUCCAAUCAAAGAGUUCCGGUCGCCGACAGGAGUAUAGAUUUAUUACAAUCCCAGCUAUCUUUCGAGUAAAUGGAGACAGUCUAGCAUACUGGAACAUAAAGUACGUUACUAUCAACAAGCCUCAGUGCGACGCGAUGAUUAGGUUCUACGGCACUCGCAACCCGAAGCCCUUGAUCUUCAACCCUAAGAUCGACACUGCGUCGAUUACCUUUCUCAAUAAAAUGCCAGCCUGGGGAUACAACGAAACUAAAGAAUGGUUGCGACAUGUCCAGGGUUUAUUGCCCAAUGGAUUUGCCUGUGUCAGAUUUUUAGAUAUUCGCGAAGUCUCCACUAAAGGUACUAAUCUUGAUGAUUCUGAUUUGCAAGCAUGUUUCUUUCGCGCGCCAGUUUUGAAUGACGACUUCUGGACAUGGUUUAGAGGGCUAGAGAAACUUUACUUCACAGCAUCCAAGUCGGGUAACCAGUGGAAGCGAAUGUUAAAGGAACCUGAAUUUGCAAAAUUCAAGGACUUUGUUCUCUCAUAUCGUGCCUCGGGUGUUGCUUUGGGUAUACAGAAUCCAAUUCCAGCCAAUAACGUGGUGGUUAGGUCUUUUGUUCCAGCUUGA